Messenger RNA from Hordeum vulgare subsp. vulgare (domesticated barley), 2224 nucleotides. RefSeq lists its product as uncharacterized. NCBI's taxonomy places the organism in Eukaryota, Viridiplantae, Streptophyta, Magnoliopsida, Poales, Poaceae. The transcript is spliced from 2 exons. Bases 182 to 1192 code for a protein of 336 amino acids. The record is from RefSeq and is a predicted model, not a curated record.
CCAACCAUCGUCCAUCUCUCCCCCUCCCCCCCGCUUAAAACCUCGACUCCGACCGAACCCACCAGGCCAUCCUCCACCCCACCGCGCCACGCCACGCGCGCCGCCGUCGACUGCGCGGCCGCACUCGAUCUCCCACUGCUAGCAGCGCAUCGGCGCGUGGCCGACCGAUUGGAGUGCAGGCAUGGAGAAGAAGCUGGCGCUGGGGCAUGGGGGGGAGGGGGUGUGGGCGCGGCCAUGGCGGUGGGCCAAGACGGCCUUCUUCCUCGUCUCCAUGCUCGCCUCGCUGCUCCUCGUCUGCGCGCCGCCGCUCCUCGUCGUCCUCCUCGACCUGCUCCUCCCGCCCGCGCUCCUCUCCAGCUUCUUACGCGCCGGCCACGCCGCCGCCUCCGCGCACACCCUCCUCGACCAGGCCAGGGCCUUCCACUUCCGCUCCUCCCUCCUCGACCUCCCCGCCGUCUCGGCCGCCCGCUCCCUCCUCAUCCUCUGCGCGUACACGGCGUGCGGGGGCGGCGCGGCCUACCUGUGGGUGGCGGCGGCGUGCAGCGUCGGCUCCCUCUUCUACGUCCUCGCCAAGGCCGUCGCGGUCUUCGGCGUCGCCGCCGACGGCGCCGCUGGGCUCGACCUGCACGGCAAGGGCCAGGCCCUCGCCGUCGAGGCCAUGUUCCUCAUGUCGCUCGCGCUCGCCGCCGCGCACCUCGCCAUGGCGUACCGGGCGAGCAGCCGCGAGAAGCGCCGCCUCCACGUCGUCUACAGGAUCGACAUCGAAGCGGUCAGUCCCCGCUCCCCCUGCCCCUCAUCUCCUCCAUGCCUCUCUCGUCUCCGCCGCCCAUACCAAUUUCUCCAUCGCGUCGCAUCCAACACCAUCGCCAUGAUCAAUCUGUCUCUCACUAGCAGUCAGCGCCACACACGCCAAACAAAACAACAACCAAUUUCGCGUUAUAUUAGUUGCCAAAAUUCAGAUGAACUCGAGUUAGGAAAGAAUUCAAGAUUCUGUAGCACUUCUUUGGGGGGAUUGUAUAAUUCUCGUUCCCAGCUGAUCGAAUUUUGUGUGCAACGCGCCAGCAGCGUUAGUGUAAUCCGAGGUGCGCCAUGGAAUCUACUUCUCGUUCCCAGCCGGCACAACUGUAUCAAGCAACGCCACAGCUUGUGCAACGGGGGGAUAGGAGGACCCAGCAAUUUUCUGAAUUCAUAAACCCGUCGUCACUUAUCAGACAUCGACCUGAACCUGAAUUAGUCUACUUGUGUCUGCUACCCAGUGCACACUAAAUUAACCCAACUGGUAAGUGCUGCACCACAUUAGCUGUGCCAUCAAGCUUUUGAUUUGAUUACUGGAGUAGUUUGGUUGCUCCUGGCUAGCCGACUCCGGGUGCUCCAAGGACAGAGAGGGAGUCAAAUUCAAACAGCGCCAACCCUGCUCAAAAUCCGCACGAAAAACCCGGACGGAGACACGGUCCAACAACAGCUUGCGAGACGCAGUUUCUCCGCACGUCGACGGUGCCAUGGUCGACCCGUCAGGACGGUAGACGCCGACUUCUAGAGAUAUCUGGAUGGUCGCUGCAGCCAUCCGUUGCUGUUGCACAAUGGGCUAAGAAUGACAUCACAACCGCAACAAAAACUGGGAUGCGUCACUGUCGCGCAGUGGCCUGAUGAAGCUCCUUUGCUUUCGUCGGAAAAACAGCUCGAUCGAUGGUUGUUUUGGCGUGAUCUUCCUAGCUGAAGAAGAAUCUCUUCGACUUUGUCAAAUCUUGUUUAGCUGUCGUGAAAGCGCACAAAUGUUACAACUGUUUUAUUACUGCCGCGAUCCGCUAGUUCAUAUUCCUUUGUUUUGGGUGGUUAAUUUUAACUCUGUUCGGUUUGUUCUUGUCUUGCAGGUGAGGCUAAAGGGAACCCACACGCCCAAGUCGCUGAAGCAAUGCAUUGUAUGACACCCGAUCCAUCCUCUACACGGAUGGAAACGGGCUCCGAAGAGGCGGCGCGACUCUCUCUCUCUCUCUCUCUCUCUGCUUCCUCCUCAGGUCCCAAAUUUUGGCUCGAGCAGUAGUAGUAGCUUGUGUACACUCGGACACCACACGCCAUGUGUAUAUGUUCGCCCGCACCGACGUCUCUCCCUCCCUCCCAAGGGGACAUAGUGUGGAGCUCAGCUGUAAAUAUGGUGGAACAUUUGUGCUUCGGCCUCCUGCAACAUAGGAUGAGCCGCGCGGCAGAUGCGAUUGCUGUUUUGUCA